CCAUGGCGCUCGCCGGGCGGCACGACGCGCCCGAGCCGCCGGACUUCGGGAUCCUGAAGCGGCUGGCGCGAGACCAGCUCGUCUACCUGUUGGAGCAGGUACCGCGGGGUCCGCUCGGGCUGGGCCUGCCCGCCGCAUUCGCCCGCGCCCAACCCGGCCCUGUCCCCGCAGCAGCACGACGUGGACAAGCUCUACAAGGUGGAGACGCGGCCGGGCCCCGGCGCUAGCGACCAGUUCUGCUUCCUGGUACGGCCGCGGGUCAGGACCAUGAGGUUCAUCGCGGAUAUUGUCAACGCUGACAAGAUGUCAGGGAGGAGUAGGAAGUACAAAAUCAUCUUCAGCCCCCAGAAGUUCUAUGCUUGUGAGAUGGUGCUGGAGGAAGAGGGUGUCUUUGGUGAUGUCACCUGUGAUGAAUGGUCCUUCUACCUACUGCCUCUGGAUGAAGACAUCAUCAGCAUGGAGCUGCCCGAGUUCUUCCGUGACUACUUUUUGGAGGGAGAUCACCGCUGGAUCAACCCCAUCGCCAGAGCCCUGCAAUUGCUGAACUCCCUUUAUGGCCCUUUUGGGAAGACGUAUGGCAUCGGCCGCUGUGCUAAGAUGAGCUACGAGCUGUGGCGGGACCUGGAGGAGGAGAAUGAGAGUGAAGGCCAGGGUAGGAAGCCUGAGAUUGGACACGUCUUCCUCACAGACAGAGACAUGGACUAUGUGACAGCACUCUGCUCCCAAGUGGUCUACGAGGGGAUCGUGGAUGACACCUUCCGCAUCAAGUGUGGCAGCGUGGAUUUUGGGCCAGAUGUCACCUCUUCUGAUAAGAGUAUUAAGGUGCUGCUCAAUUCCCAGGACAAAGUAUUCAGCCAGAUUCGCAAUGAGCACUUCUCCAGCGUGUUUGGUCUCCUGAGCCAGAAGUCACGGAACCUGCAGGCACAGUACGAUCGGCGCCGAGGCAUGGACAUCAAGCAGAUGAAGGACUUUGUGUCCCAGGAGCUGAAGGGACUGAAGCAGGAGCAUCGCCUGCUGAGCCUACAUAUCGGUGCCUGUGAGUUUAUCAUGAAAAAGAAAACCAAGCAGGACUUCCAAGAGACCAUCAAGGCAGAACACUCACUGCUGGAGGGCUUUGACAUUCGUGAGAGCACCAGCUUCAUCGAAGAGCACAUUGACCGGCAGGUGAGACCCUGGGGAUGCAGCCUGCUCCAGCUGACCCAUCCUGCCCCUGCUGAUCCCUGCUCCCCACAGGUGUCCCCCAUCGAGAGCCUGCGCCUCAUGUGCCUCCUGUCCAUCACAGAAAAUGGUCUGAUCCCCAAGGACUACCGCUCUCUGAAAACCCAGUACCUGCAGAGCUACGGGCCUGAGCACUUGCUGACCUUCCACAACCUCAAGCGCAUUGGGCUGCUGACAGAGCAGUCAGCUGGGGAGACUCUGACGGCCGUGGAGAGCAAAGUCAGCAAGCUGGUGACAGACCGUGCUGCAGGAAAGAUCACAGAUGCAUUUAAUUCGUUGGCCAGGAAGAGUAAUUUCCGAGCCAUAAGCAAGAAGCUGGGGUUGAUCCCUCGGCUGGAUGGCGAGUAUGACCUCAAAAUGCCUCGGGACAUGGCAUAUGUUUUUGGUGGGGCUUACAUGCCCCUGAGUUGCAAGAUCAUUGAGCAGGUGCUGGAGCGCCGGGGCUGGCAGGGCCUCGAGGAGGUCGUGCGACUGCUCAAUGGCAACGAGUUCUCUGCCUCAGGUAGUGCUGGCGGGCUGGGGGCAUUGGGGCUGGCGGCUGGCACGUCCUACAGCGCUCUUCCCUAUCCAGACAGCACUGUGGAGGACAACCCUGCCUGGGAGUCCCAGCGUGUUGUGCUCGCUGUCUUCCUGGGGGGCUGCACCUUCUCUGAGAUUGCAGCUCUCCGCUUCCUGGGGAAGGAGAGAGGUGGGAAGGGAAAGGGAAGGGCACAGGUGGGAGCACGGGGAUCCUGGCGGUGCAGCCAAGCCGUGCUCAGUAACCAGCACCAGCUGAGCCGUGGGGAGGGGGUGUCAAGGCACACGGCUAUCCUGGGAAGUGGGCGGGGACGGGGCUGGGAGUGUCAGUGCUACCCCACAGCACUGCUGGGGCACUGACGGCCUUUCCUGUAGGGUGCAAGUUCAUCUUCCUGACCACGGCCAUCACCAACAGCGCCCGCAUGAUGGAGGCCAUGAUCGAAGCCAAGGCCUGAGCCCCGGAGGGGCCGAGGGAAGCGUGCCAGUAAAAUCUGUGCUGACAACGAA
This is a messenger RNA of Cinclus cinclus, 2241 nucleotides long. It is a transcript of the gene VPS33B, whose product is annotated as VPS33B late endosome and lysosome associated. Gene Ontology annotation, biological process: intracellular protein transport; vesicle-mediated transport. Gene Ontology annotation, cellular component: lysosome; CORVET complex. Lineage: Eukaryota; Metazoa; Chordata; Aves; Passeriformes; Cinclidae. The coding region runs from base 268 to 2094 and encodes 608 amino acids. The transcript is spliced from 19 exons. The record is from RefSeq and is a predicted model, not a curated record.